AUGGGGCUCUACUCCUUCACCUUGGCCGGCGGAGGCUACAUCCUAAUCGGCGCAUGGGAAUCCCUCCGCCCAAUCUCCGCCGGUAUCCCAUCGCCCAAAUCCGAAACUUUGAGAACCGCGGAUUCAAACCCAGAUGCAAGUCUUUCUUGCUCUUCUCCAUUGACGUACGCAGCCGUCUGCCUCUUCUCCUUCCUCUUCAUUGCCGACUCACUGAUCUCCCUCUUCAGUGCCGUUGACUCCAACGACGGAAUCGGCUCCGCCCUCCAGUUACAAAUCCUCCCGAUCGCAGCUCUCUUCUUCCUCUACUCGAUUCUGGGUUUAGCAACCUCCAUAACCUAG
Molecule: messenger RNA, 339 nt
Organism: Linum tenue
Lineage: Eukaryota; Viridiplantae; Streptophyta; Magnoliopsida; Malpighiales; Linaceae
Source: the annotation of a GenBank genome assembly